GCGUCUGGGAUGCUGGGCCCGGCGCCUGCGGAGACCAAGCUCCCCUGGGAGUUCUCGGCCUGGCCUGAGUGGGUGACAUCACAGCAGAUCACAGGACCAUCUUGGGCUUUAACCUGCGGAGCCCCAGGCCGCUUCCUAACUGCACCUGGCACGGAAAGACUAGAGGGCGGUCUGCGAACGGCAUUGGUUAUAGAUCAUUCCGAGAAAAUCUCUGCUGGAGCUUCUGCUCUGUUCAGAGGACACGUCAUCUGGAACUCUCGAAAUGUUUGCCAAAGCAACAAAGAAUUUUCUUAGGGAAGUUGAUACAGGAGGUAACCUGACUGCAGUAUCAAACUUGAAUGACUCUGAUAAAUUACAACUUCUAAGCCUGGUGACCAAGAAAAGGAGAUUCUGGUGCUGGCAGAAACCCAAGUACCAGUUUUUAUCUGUCACCCUUGGAGACGUACUCACAGAAGACCAGAUUCUGAGUCCAGUGGUCGUGGAGUCGGACUUUGUGAAGUACGAGGGCAGGUUUGAAGACCAUAUGCGUGGGGCCCUCAAGACAGCGCUGGGCAAGGUCAAGCUGACCCUUGGAGGCAAAGGCUUCGUGGAGAGUCAGUCGUCGUUUGGAACCCUGAGGAAGCAGGAGGUGGACCUGCAGCAGCUCAUCAGGGAUGCCCAGGGGAGAACAAUCGAUCUGAAGAAUCCUGUGCUGCAGCAGGUGCUGGAGAGGAAGAAUGAGGUCCUGUGUGUCCUGACCCAGAAGAUCGUGACGACGCAGAAGUGUGUGGUCUCCGAGCACGUCCAGAUGGAGAAGUGCGGCGUGGUGGGGAUCCAGCUCAAGACCGUGCAGGUGUCAGUGGUGGACCGCGGGAACAGCAGCAAGGGCAGCAACGUGGUGCUGGAGCUCCCGGCGCCCACCACCCUGGCCUACGGCGUCAUCGAGCUGUACCUGAGAGCGGACGGCCAGUUCGAAUUCUGCCUCCUCCAAGAGAAACACGGCGGCUUCCAGCAGACAAGGGAGAGCAGCUCUGCCUCACUGGAGCUCCUGCCCCUCCUAGAGUUUGGGUUCUGGGACAUGACAGAUGCUUUGCGGGGGGCGUCCGUCGUGGAUGAGCCACUGGGUAUUUUGAAACAAGUCACGUGGCUCUUGAAGAGGAACUUCCAUCCCUUUGCGGAGCUGCCGGAGCAGCAACAGACAGCUCUGAACGAUGUCCUCCAGGAGGUCCUGUUUGAUGAGGAGAUGCUCAUGGCCCUGGAACAAGUGUGUGACAGUGUGGCCAGCAGCAGACUGUUGCCCCCUCUGGCCGGGCGGGGGGAGCUGAAGCCUUCACAGCAGCAGAAGCUCAUGGCCUUCCUGCAGCUGGUGGGGUGCAGCGUGCAGGGUGGGGUUCCGGGCCCAGAGGAUGUGGUCAGCAACCGGAAACUCUUUUCUACGGCCUACCUCUUGGUCAGUGCACUAGCAGAAAUGCCAGAUAAUGCAGCAGUUCUGCUGGGCACUUGCUGUAAGCUCCAGAUUAUUCCUACACUGUGCCACCUGCUCUAUGCUCUGUCUGAUGAAGGCAUGUCGGAUCUUGAAGACCCAAUGCUGGCUCCUUUGAAAGACGCGGAGACCCUUGAGAUCGUGCAGCAUCUGUUCGCCUUAGCUGACAUUAACCUGGAAAUGCUGCAGUCAUCUGUGCAAGCUACUGCAAGCAAGGACCCUGCAGUUCUCCCACUGAUUCUUUACAUAAGCCUGAAUGGACUCUGUGCUCUAGGAAGAGCACAUUAAUAGCAAUGUAUGUGGAUUACAGGUACAGGCACACCUUGUUUUAUUGUGCCUCACCGAUAGUGUUUUUUUUUAACAGAUUGAAAGUCGGUGGCAACCCUAUGGUCGAGCAAGUCUAUUGGCACCAUUUUUCCAAUAGCAUUUGCUCACUUUGGGUCUCUAUCAUGUUUUGGUAAUUCUCACAAUAUUUCAAACUUUUUAAUCAUUACUAUAUUUGUUAUGGGGACCUGUGAUAUUCAGUGUUACUACUGCAAAAAGAUUACAACAUGCUGAAGACUCAGAUGAUAAUUAGCAUUUUUUAGCAAUGAAGUAUUUUAAGGUAUAUACAUAUAUAUGUGUAAUGCUAUUGCACACUUUAAAUAGACAAGGUAGUAUAAACAUAACUUUUACCUGCACUGGGAAACGAGCACAUUUGUGCGACUUGCUUUAUUGCAGUGGUCUUGAAGUGAACUUGUAGUAUCUCUGAGGUUUGCCUGUAUGUGACAUCAGCCAAGGCUGGCUAUUUUUUAGCGUCUUCAAGAUACUACCUUUGGGGCUUAGGGUCACCACGUUAAGACAUUGAUCAAGGACAUGAAUUUACAGAACAGUUUUACAAAGUGGUGACUUUUUGCAUUAUGAUUGGCUUGAGUGUGGCCAUCAGCUCCUCUGUGAAGAGGAUCUUUUCCAAAGCAGGCCCUCCUGUGCUGGUGACUCAGUGGCCAAGCUAGACCCCAGCUCCAGAGAAGCUACAGGCAGGUUGAGACUUCCAAGCUACUAUACAGGCAGACCUUUUCUCUGCUGAAAAGCGGGGCUAUCUGUCACUUUCUUCUAUUUCCCACUUUCUGUUAAACAAAAACAGAUGAGGCUGACACUCUGAUCCAGAAAUUCAUUUUAAGUUGUGAAGGCUGUGGGGAUGCAACUUCUCUUCGUAGAAGGCUGCAUUUUGGAGGUGCUGUGUGCCAUGCGAUGGUUGAAAAAUGAACUGGAAAUGCCAGUACACAUAUUCUUCUGCUAAAGAAAAUCAUGCGAAAAAAUAACCUAACAGCAGGACACCCUUCCUUAGGGUCUAGCUAGAUGCAUUUUCUGUGACUUUGCCAUGCUUUGAUGAGUGGAUCAGUGUGAUUUCCCAUGCAUUCCAGAUAUUUAAUUUGUAAAAUACUACAUACUGUGUCAAAGGAAACUUCGACCUGUAUAUACAUUGCUUUUUAUUGUCUUUCAUAUCCUACUGGAAAUAGUCCGACUGUCUCCCGAGAGCCCCCAGUCUGUUGCUAACAUCCAGUGGGGACCUGAAGCCACUUCAGCUUCUCUUGGCAAAAAGCAGCAGGGAUCUACUGCUGGAAUUUGUCUUUAGGAGCAGGAGGCAUUGGGGAUGAGGACUAGCAGUUGUUGGAGAGAAACCUGCCAUGUUAUUCAGCACCUGCUUUUUAUCUCAGUAUCACCUACUUAUUCCCUUUUUGUACUUCAUAUUUUAAUGGCUGUUAAUAAAGAAGAAAUGAAGCAAAUAACCCUUUCAUUACCUCUAUUAAAAAUGAGGCUAAAUUAUGCAAACAUGCAAAUACUUAUGUGAAGGGAAAAAAAGGAUACAGAGUUAUACUCUGUGGUGGCAACAACAUGAAAAAUAAGCACUUCAUAACACAAACUGGAUAGGAAUAUGGAAAAGUCAAAACAGUUGUGCCGACAUGGUGGCACUAUUCAUGCUUUUUGUCUGGUUUUCUGAAAUAAGUAUAAAGAACAUACUGCAGACAGAA
Phacochoerus africanus (Common warthog) is the source of this 3474-nucleotide messenger RNA. It is a transcript of the gene GSDME, whose product is annotated as gasdermin E. The transcript is spliced from 10 exons. The coding region runs from base 263 to 1750 and encodes 495 amino acids. Lineage: Eukaryota; Metazoa; Chordata; Mammalia; Artiodactyla; Suidae. Gene Ontology annotation, cellular component: cytoplasm. Gene Ontology annotation, biological process: programmed cell death. The record is from RefSeq and is a predicted model, not a curated record.